AUGACUCAUAUUUGCAAGGCUGAAUUUGCACUGUUGAUGGCAGCUCUUAUUGGAGUUCCCUUCCCACUUAAUUCAGUGGGAAUCAUUCCUGUGGACAUGCUUAAUACCUAUGAUCUCUUCAAAGCAGGGAGCAUGUUUACAAAUGCAGUACAGAUUCUUGAACAGUUCAAGGUAAAAAUGACUCAGAAAAAAGAAGCUACUUUAUCGUUUUUGUUUACACCAUUUAAGAAGACUUUGAUGUCGAUCACUUUGUGUCUGACUGUCGGAAGCGAGUCCAGCUGGAAGCACUCCGAGAUGACCUGGAGCUCUACUAUAAGCUGCUUAAGACAGCCAUGGUUGAGCUCAUCAACAAGGACUAUGCAGACUUUGUCAACCUGUCAACAAACCUGGUUGAUAUGGACAAGGCCCUCAAUCAGCUUUCUGUGCCUUUGGGACAGUUAUGAGAAGAGGUUCUGGGAAUUGAAAUUUUUCCAUUAA
Molecule: messenger RNA, 477 nt
Organism: Rangifer tarandus platyrhynchus (Svalbard reindeer)
Lineage: Eukaryota; Metazoa; Chordata; Mammalia; Artiodactyla; Cervidae
Source: the annotation of a GenBank genome assembly